GAAAAGGAGGGAAUUUCAGUCUGCUACAGUAAAACAUAAUAUAUAAGAAAGGUUAACAUUUACAGGACGUUUCUACGGCACUGACAUAAACGGUUAAAUAGUGAUGUCAACACGUAGAUCAAAAAGAAAUAGAACAGAAUGAGAGAGAGAAAGAAAAUCAACUAUGCAGCUUUUGGGGACGGCGAUGACGAUGACUUUGCCGACCCAACACCACCUGGAAAGAAGAAAUCAACUCUGGCUAACAAAGAGAAUAAGGAAAAGAGCAGGAAGUCGGAGAAGGCUGUAAGGCCUGACAAGAACACUCAGAGGCUGUCAUUGGAGGAGAAGCUUUUUAAACGAGACCUCCAGGCGGCGCUGAACCUGUCUGCCAAUGAAUCUCAAGCGUCCAGCGAUGGAAGCGAGGUUGUAAAUCCUGACGACAAGUCUCAUCAGGUCACAGUCACAGUUGAGAGUGCCCCGCCACCUUCUUGCAUCAAGACUUCGGUGACAGAAUCAGAUGGAAACACUGAACUAGUGGAACAACCAGACCCUGACUUCAAGCCAGGUUCAGACCAUCAGUUGCAGCAUGUCAGCGCGGCAAGGAAGUGGCCAGCCGAGGAGGAGGAAGUCAUACAAGUCCUUGAGUCAGACAUCUUGUCUGGCGAGCAGCCUUCCAAACGGAGGCGAGUCACAGCAAGUCCACCGAAGAAAUCAAAAUAUGUGGACAGUGACUCUGAAGGGAGUGAGUUCGAGGCGGACAGUGAUAGCGAUAGCGACCAGAGUUUUGAUGAAGGUGAUGACAGCGACUUUGAUGAUGGCAGCAAAUCCAAGUCUAAAGCCAGCAAGGUCCUGUCUACAACAAUGAAGCCUGCAGCGGUAACCAAGACAAAACCGGCUCCGGCUGCUGCAACCAAGACAAAUCCUAAUCCUGCUGCUGCAACCAAGACAAAACCUGCUCCGGCUACAAAAGGAACAGGCACAGCUCAAAGGCCUGCCACAAAGCCUCAACUUCAGUCAACCACUGGCAAGACAACAUCAGUUGUACGGAAAACAGUUUCCUUACCAAGCGUUGCUUCAGUCUCUCCACAGAGCAGAAUGAAAGGCAUCCCAGGACACAAGACAUCGUGGACACCACCAGCUUCUUCAAGUUCGUGCAAGUCAGCUGUUGGGAGCAGAACUAUGACAUCCCCCUCUGCUGGCAUCCGCCUUGGGCUGUCUCGGAACCAACGGGUCAAGUCCCUUCAUCCCUCUCUACAAGUACAACAGUGACAGAGGCAAGACGAGUACAACAGUGACGGGGACAAGACGAGUACAACAGUGUUGGGCUAGUCAAGUCCCUUCAUCCCUCUCUACAAGUACAACAGUGACAGAGGCAAGACAAGUACAACAGUGACGGGGGCAAGACGAGUACAACAGUGUCAGGGGCUAGUCAAGUCCCUUGAUCCCUCUACGAUUACAACAGUGACAGUGACAAAACGAGUACAAAAGUGACAAGGGCAAGACGAGUACAACAGUGACAGGGGGCAAGACGAGUACAACAGUGUCAGGGGCUAGUCAAGUCCCUUGAUCCCUC
Haliotis rufescens (red abalone) is the source of this 1552-nucleotide messenger RNA. RefSeq names its product RAD51-associated protein 1-like. The record is from RefSeq and is a predicted model, not a curated record. Gene Ontology annotation, molecular function: double-stranded DNA binding; single-stranded DNA binding. Gene Ontology annotation, biological process: double-strand break repair via homologous recombination; interstrand cross-link repair. The transcript is spliced from 9 exons. The coding region runs from base 139 to 1248 and encodes 369 amino acids. NCBI's taxonomy places the organism in Eukaryota, Metazoa, Mollusca, Gastropoda, Lepetellida, Haliotidae.